Messenger RNA from Plodia interpunctella (Indianmeal moth), 3691 nucleotides. RefSeq names its product pummelig (gene puml). The record is from RefSeq and is a predicted model, not a curated record. Gene Ontology annotation, biological process: lipid homeostasis; phosphatidic acid biosynthetic process. The transcript is spliced from 9 exons. Bases 219 to 1418 code for a protein of 399 amino acids. Gene Ontology annotation, cellular component: mitochondrion; lipid droplet. Gene Ontology annotation, molecular function: carboxylic ester hydrolase activity; lysophosphatidic acid acyltransferase activity. NCBI's taxonomy places the organism in Eukaryota, Metazoa, Arthropoda, Insecta, Lepidoptera, Pyralidae.
UUUGUGUCAGUUUUUUUCAGACAGCACAAAUUGUUUUACGUAGGUAUCGGUUUGUUUGGCUGAGAAAAAAUUAAAUUCUUUAUUAUAAAGUACAACACAAAAUAGUCGUAGAUUGAUCAUACGUGAUAUGUGUUUAUUGAAAACCUAUUCGGUGGCCAAAUGGGUAGUGAACUGAACAUCGCGACAACGGAGACCAGGUUCACCGAAAACUAUUUGUUAUGCCAAGAAUCUUUCUGCCAUGUUUCCUUUGGACUAAAUAUAUUUUGCCAAUCAUUUAUCAUGUCAUUAUCGGCAUCUUGAGUGUAGUAAGCAGGACAUGGAUCGGAUGUAUUUUAUCCUUUGUCUGGAAUUGGACAGGUGGAUGGUUCAGCUGGACUCGACAGUCAGAUGAAAUGCUAAGGAACGUUGAGAAAAAAAUAUUAUCAUGUUUAAAGACGGCGUACAAGCGUUUCUACGUGGACAUCGGUUCGGUGGUGGGCCAGAGCGACAAGAUCUGGACCAUAUCCCUCAACGAGGAGUCCCCCAAGACGCCCCUAGUGCUCCUGCACGGCAUGGGCGCGGGGCUAGCGCUCUGGUGCCCCAAUCUCGACGCCUUUGCCGCCACGCGCCCUGUCUACGCCAUUGACUUGCUAGGCUUCGGCCGCAGUUCCCGUCCAAAGUUCGGCAAAGACGCGGACAAGGUGGAGGAACAGUGGGUCGAGUCGGUCGAGGAGUGGCGGCGCGAGGUGAACCUGAACCAGAUCAUACUGCUGGGCCACAGCCUCGGCGGCUACAUCGCCACCGCUUAUGCCUUGAAAUACCCUGACAGGGUACGGCACCUGAUACUCGCCGACCCGUGGGGCUUCCCCGAGCGGCCUGCAGACAUAUACGAGAAGUUCCAAGUGCCUUUCUGGGUGAAGGCAGUGGCCGUUGCUGUCCAGCCUCUAAACCCGCUGUGGCCGGUGCGCGCUGCAGGACCUGCAGGCAAGUGGCUGGUCAGCAAGACCAGGCCGGACAUAUCCAGGAAGUACGUCAGCUACGUGAAGGAUGCAGAGACGAUUAUACCGGAGUAUAUAUAUCAGUGUAACUCGCAGACGCCUAGCGGUGAGAGCGCGUUCCACACACUGAUGCACGGUUUCGGGUGGGCCAAGAACCCGAUGGUGCGCCGCCUGGACAAGCUGCAGCCGACGCUGCCCAUCACCGUGCUGUACGGCUCCCGCUCCUGGGUCGACAACAGCACCGGCCAGGUGCUGUGCGAACACAGGAAGUCCAGGAACACGUAUGUGCAGGCGAUAAACGGCGCCGGGCACCACGUGUACCUGGAUAAGCCGGAUCUCUUCAACAAGUUCGUUCUGGAAGCGUGCGCCAUAGCCGACAACAACGAGCAGACCCCGAAUAGUGGCGAACCGGAGGCGACCGCCGAAUCUGCCGCGUCCUGAUAGCAACGUUACCAUCAUUAGUACACUUCUCAGCUUCAAGGCUUCCGUGAUUUGCGAUUCGGCCACCGAAAUUGCUAGUUCCAAAGAUUUAUUUACUUAAUGACUGUUCGGAUUAAUGUUUGUUCCUACAUCAAGGCCGUGGUAGUACCUUGGUUCUUCAAGGGUUAAAAAAUGACGAUGCAUACAUUUUAUAGGACUCGAUCACAUACAUCUAUGCUCAUGCCGGAACGGAGUUUCAAGAUAAUCGACGAAGAUACUGCUGCCAUCUGUUACGUUUGGAUAGAACUACUUCUGUCGAACCUGUCAUGACGAUCCUGCCACGUCCCUAAUGUGUUUGUGAUAGACCUUAGCGCGAUUGGCUACUAGACUGGGUAUUAAAAUAAAAUGCACAUAGGUAUUUAAAUAACCAAAUACUUAAAUGUCACUUUAAAUAAUCAGUUUCAUUAAUUACAAGCUUUACUAUUUUCUCGGUCUCAUUAAAGUAUAUUGGAAAUGCUUUUUGACUCCAAUUCGCGACGUCACAAUACAUCACUGUCAUACAAGCUCAAUAUAAAAUGUUUUUGAAAUUAGAAAAGAGUAUCUGAUUUGACUAGUUGAAAAGUAGCCAAUUACAAAAGUCCUAUUUCAGAUUCGGAAAUGUGGGUUUACUGGAAUGCUCACGUAAUUGUCAAAAUGUCGUAACAAUAGUAAAUUAUUAUUUAUUUAUUUAUAUAGUUAGUAUAAUUUUAAUUCGUAACAUUUCUUUUAAAACGGGAACUUACAAAAGCUUGCAAUUUCAAUUGUUGAUUGCGAUAUCACAAGCUAAUUUGGAUCGAAUUUAAAAUUUAUUAGGGUUCUUGUGUCCGUACAAUGCAAAACCCUUUAUUGCACGUAAGACGAUAUAUACUAUAUUUUAAACUUAUAUAUUUAUUCUUAUUUGGGGCCAUUUGAUGUAAAAUUAAUAUUACCGUAUAAAUUAUAUACGUAUUGCAAAUGUUAAUUUAAGUAGUGAAUUCGACCGAAUCGGAAAUGCCUAAUUUUAUUAUUAAGAUGGCCUCAAAACGAGACGAUUAGUGAAAAACAUGUUGUGUAAUUUGAACUGAAAAUAGACAACUGCCAUUUUAAUUGACCAUGACUCAUAUUAAAAACGCACAAUUAAAGGUAUAAUAGGGCUGCCACCGUAUUUAACUGUACCAUAUUACGUGAAUAGCACAUUUGAUCUUUAAGUGUCCGAAAUAAAUGAGUUUUAUUUAUUUAUAAACUAACCGGUCUAUAAAGACAAAAAAUCUUGUCACUAGAAGUUAUGGCAACCCUAUCUAUAACCAUUUUUUGCAUGGUAAUUUAGUGUUUGUACCUUAAUUUGUACCUGGUGUUACUUUGGGUAUUACUGUCCAAAGAAAUUAUAUAGGUAUCUUGAGAAUUUAUCUUCAUUAUUUAAAAACAGGUUACGGGUAAGUUUCUAAAUAGAUUUCUUUAUGAAUCGUUAAGUUUUAAAAUUGUGCACUAUGCUGCGUCCACACCUAUGAGUUGUGAUGUUUGUGGCCAAAAUUAAAUUAUUGCUAUCUCUUUCGCUUACUAUGAAAGCGACAAGGUACGCAAUAGUGACAUGCUUCGUGGUUUGUGUGGGCGCAACAUUGCAGAACUAUUUGUUUUUUCAUAAAAAAUAAAAUGUAUUAAUUUUGUAUUAUCCCAGGAGAGUAUACUAAAGAACUACAUUUUAGUUGUUGUUUGAGAUGUUGUAGAUAUUUAGUAUUUUUACAUUAUUUUUGAAAACUUAUUUUUCUGUUUGAGUUAAUUGAUAAAUUAAUGUGCCUUACUAUUAUUUGAAGCCAUAUUAUAAACAUAAAUAAUUAUAUUUUAAUCCUGCAUUCCAUACUCGUAUAUUUCCUAACUAAAGACUAUCUACAGAUUCCUACACAUUUGGAUAUAGAUUUUUAUUUACUUUCGCACAAAUAUUUGUAUGUUACUGCUACACUCUGGUUAAUAUAAAGCUAUAAUUGACAUUUUGUUCAAGUUUUAUCUUCUUGUACUGCAUUGUAGACUUCAUUUUUAAAACCUGUUGUAAAUCUUAGUUCUUGUGAAAUAUCCUAAGCACUUUCAUUUACAAACGCUUUUAGUCGCUAGCACCUAAAAAUGUAGCCGUAACAUAAUAAUAUUGCUGAUCCUUGAACUGUCCAAUACAUAUGUCGUUGUAACAAGUAUAUAGUAUACAAGUUGCGUUGUUUGUUGUUGAGUAGCCACUGGCUUUUUGUACACGAAUUGAACUUAAAUGUAAAUAAAAAUAACUUAUUGAA